Molecule: messenger RNA, 324 nt
Organism: Staurois parvus
Lineage: Eukaryota; Metazoa; Chordata; Amphibia; Anura; Ranidae
Source: the annotation of a GenBank genome assembly
CAGGGGAGGACUGACAACUCACGGGGCCCCCGGGCAAUAGGGGAUCAUGGGGCCCCUGUGUCCUUGCCCAAACUCAAAAAAGCCUAUGACAAGAGUUACCAGGGGUAUCUCAUGAGGCCCCCUACUGACCCCAGGCCCUCGGGCAGUGCCCGAGUUUCCAAAUGGUCAGUCCGCCCCUGCUGGGCGACCAAGUUGCCUGAACGAAGCAGCAGAUUUUGGUAAAAGAACGAGCACAAUUCCAUUCUUAUGAAGGAUCCUAUUUUUUUUUUACUUUGUUAAUGUCUUAACUACAACAGUGUUGAUUUUUAUUUUAUUUUACUUUUG